Anopheles aquasalis is the source of this 792-nucleotide messenger RNA. RefSeq lists its product as uncharacterized. The record is from RefSeq and is a predicted model, not a curated record. NCBI's taxonomy places the organism in Eukaryota, Metazoa, Arthropoda, Insecta, Diptera, Culicidae.
AUGAAGUACGAGACGCUACACCAUUCGAAACCGUACUGUGAACCAACUUGUGUCGAGGACUGCUCGCAAACGCCGGCUCGUAACCAGUUUCUCAUCUACGAUCCAACGUGCGUCUGUCUGGAAGGCUACGUCCGGCACAAGGAAGCGUGUAUACCGAAGCACAAAUGUCCACCGUUAGCAGCACCGGAAGGACCAUGUGAAGAAAUUGUUCAUCCUGCUCCUAAGCUUACGAAGUUACCGUGCCAACCGAAACCGAAGCCACCGUGCAGUAAACCUAAGCAACCUGCGCCUUGUCGAACAAUCCUGUAUCGUCGGUUCGUGCAGCCCAAGCAACCGAAACCGUGCAAAACUGUUACGCCGCCUCCAUAUAAACCGACGACACCCGUGCCCUACAAACCCACGGUUAAGCCGUAUCCACCACAAACAUAUAAGCCACAGCCAACGCCACCACCACCAAAACAAUGCUCGGCCUGCGAACAGUUGGUCCUUGUGGCACCGUGUUGUGAGCCGACCUGCGAGAAUGAUUGCUCCAGCGUUUCCUCUUGCCCCAUGUUGCUCGUCGCACCGCAACCUACCUGCGCCUGCCAGCCGGGACUUGUGCGACACCAAGGACACUGUAUCGAACCGUCGGCUUGCCCUAGCAGCGUAUCACGAUACCGAUUGUACGCGCCUGUCGGUACGGUGUGCACUCGGUGUACCAGGAACCAGGUCCACUACGGUCAUCGUCCGGCGGAAAUCUUCGCUGUACCGGAGGAUAACGGGGAUCACUUUCCUUCUUAUAUGUCGGAGUAA